This is a messenger RNA of Colossoma macropomum (tambaqui), 1566 nucleotides long. RefSeq lists its product as uncharacterized. The transcript has 4 exons. NCBI's taxonomy places the organism in Eukaryota, Metazoa, Chordata, Actinopteri, Characiformes, Serrasalmidae. The record is from RefSeq and is a predicted model, not a curated record. The coding region runs from base 367 to 1248 and encodes 293 amino acids.
CCAUCAGUCCAGCAUCACUGCAUCUGCCAGAGAGGGUCUCCACCACCUCAGCAGAAGAUCCCCACAGAGGAAGACAUUUAUCCAUCAGAGGACAAGAACAUCUCACCGCACUGCUGAUUGAACCAGAGUGCCUUGAACGUUUCCUCCACCUCCUCUCCUGCUGUAUAUAAGGAGGUGAUCCAUCAGUCCAGUCUCAACACAGACUUCUCCACCACCUCAGCAGAAGAACCCAUCCACAAGAUCAUCCACAGAGGGAGAGACACUCAUCCACCAGAGGAGAAGAACGACAUCUUUAUAGUCUGAUCUCUUCCAGUGAAGCUCUCACGACUGUCAGCAGAUAUUUCAGUCAAACCACCAAAGCACAAAAUGGCUCAAGCUAUCACUGAACUUCAAGUCUCUACCAAUAGGGAUGAAGAAGACAAGUUUAAAAAAGAUUUCACCAAAGUUGAUGGUAACCUCAACAGUGGUACAUCAGGGCCUGAGGUGUUCCUGUGGUACAAAAAAGAGGGCAACAAACCUGUCACCAGAAUCCAGUUCUCCUUCAGGACGGAGAUGGAUCAUGCUCUGGAUGCCUCUGGUUUCAAAAAGAUCCAAAAAAACAUAAAUAUAGGUACUAAUGGUGAUGCCAUAUUCCUGUGGUAUAUGAGUGGCACCACCUCAUCUGACAUCCCCAUUGUGGACCUGAAGGUGACCACAAUAGUGCAGGAUGAGUCGAGGCUGUUCCGCUCUGGCUGGGAGCGCCUGGGCUGUGAUCUGAACCGCAGCAACCGUGGAGAUCCAGUUAAUCUCUGGGUGAAGAGGAACACAACAAGCUACAUCCAUGACAUCUCAGCCUCUCUGAGUUUCGCUGAAGAUAAAAGCCUCUUUGACCAGGGAUACAUCUGUGUGGAUGAAGACACCAACCGUGACGUGAAGCCUCCAGGUUCUGCAGUGUUUCUCUGGUACCGCCAUUCUACAUUUCCAGACAAUUGCAUCACUGACAUCGAAGUUUCUCUCAAUAAAGAUCAGGAGAAUAAGCUGGAGAAGAACGGCUACAUAAAAGUUAAUGAAAACCUCAAUGCUGGCACCAAUGGAGACCCUGUAUAUCUAUGGUACAAGCACAGCGAAGAUCCUGCCAUCCAGUUCCUCAAUGUGUUAGUCGGUGAUGAAGCUCUGCAGGUUUAUAAAAGUGCUAAAAUCUGCAAGGUUGUGGAGAAAAACCUGAAUAAUGGUAAUGGUGGAGUUCAUCUUUAUGUUACCUAUAAGUGAGAGCCUGAGUCUCAGGAUCUGUCUCACCCUCAGUAAUCAAGUCUUCUUUCUUUGCUUUAUAUGCUCUCACUGUAGCACUUAAUGAGAUAUCCUGAAAGGCUGAUCAGUGUCUGUACUGACUGUCCAGCCUUUACUAAAGAUCUAAUUUGAGAGAAUCUUGUAUUGAAUUGUAAAAAUCAGUAUCAUACAGAGAUUUAUUAAAGCAAAAGCCAUGCUUAAAGAUUGUAUCUGUUUUAAUGGAUAACCUAACGAUUGUGUAAUCAGCUGAGUUCAUCUCAUCCCCUGCAUUUCUUUUCUUUCUCUGAUUAAAGCAUCAUA